Falco peregrinus (peregrine falcon) is the source of this 2371-nucleotide messenger RNA. Its product is annotated as heat shock transcription factor, X-linked-like. The transcript is spliced from 2 exons. The record is from RefSeq and is a predicted model, not a curated record. Gene Ontology annotation, biological process: regulation of DNA-templated transcription. Lineage: Eukaryota; Metazoa; Chordata; Aves; Falconiformes; Falconidae. Bases 1246 to 2352 code for a protein of 368 amino acids. Gene Ontology annotation, molecular function: DNA-binding transcription factor activity; sequence-specific DNA binding.
GAAGAGCUGAUGAGAAACUGAUUGAACAAUAAAGCUUUUCCAGUUGUCCUGUCCUGUUUGCACAGUGGAAGCCCAGACCUGAGUUUUUAUUUCACCUAAGCAGAAGCGAGCCCACAAGCCAUUUAAUCGUCUUCCAUUAACAGUUAAGCUCUAGAUUCUUAGCCUUACUGAGUAAAAAGAUAGAUGGUGUUUGCAUGAUGCAUGCACUGAGGGUGUUCUUCCUAAUGGCAACAUCUGAGCGAAAGGGGGAUGCCAUCAAGAACUGUGGAGACUACAUACUUGUUUAAAGUAAGAAUAUAUUAAAAAGAAAAAGGUUUUGAAUCAAACCACACUGAAAUCAGAAGUUUGCACAACUCCUCACAAAUCAAGAGCUCCCCAGCCAGAAGGUGCCUUCUUUCCCUGCACAUGACCACUGGUGGUCUUGGUUUCACUGGACACUUGCACAGUGCAGGCUUGGAAGAGGGCAUUAGGACAUUUUUUUCCACUGAAAGGGUUGUCAGGCAUUCGAAGAGGCUGCUCAGGGAAGUGGUUGAGUCACCAUCCCUGGAGGGAUUGAAAAGACCUGUAGCUGUGGCGGUUAGAGACACGAGUGUCCCUGAAGGGUGGGCUUGGCAGUGUUAGCUUAAUGGUUGCCCUUGAUCUUAAGGGCCUUUUCCAACCUAAAUGAUUCUGUUCUUUCUAAGAAAAGGUUUUCUUCCUGUGGUUUUCUUCAGUACUUUAAUACCACUUGAAAAAGCCGAGGAUGGGAUAAAUGUCCCUCCUCCUCUUUGUCGGACACUUGCUCCGUGCUUUGGACUGCCUUCUCCUUUAUCUAGUGGACGCCUCCUCCUCCAUACUUGCAGCUGUUCUUUGUGUUUACACCACUGCGCAGAUUAAACACCUUGCAUCGUGUUUCCUUAACAGACACCACCCCAGUGAAAUGACAACAAGCAGUAUGAGGACGUUUCUGCACAUGUCAGAGGUGGCCAGCUGAAAAAGUGCCUGAACAGAGCACUGGGGUGCCCAACGCCGCCGCCGUCCCCGCUCCUCGCUGCAGACCCCCCUGGAUGCAGCUGGACACAGCACGGUCCCCUCAUUGCCCACAGCCCUUCAACAGCUUCGUUGCCUGCGGGGCGCUGCAGUCCCGCCAGCGGCGGCUCUGCCAGUGAAAAGCAGCAACAGAAGUUGCUCUUCAGCAACUGCUCCUCCGGCUGCUCCUUUCUGCCAGGCCACCGUUUUCAAACGUCACCGUGACGUCGCAUUGUGAUGUCACCACUAUGCAGCACGGGCAUCACAAUGCCGUGCCGGAAUAUCUGCUGGGACCCACAGCCAGCCAGUGCCAGCUGGCCUUUGCUUGCUGACUGGCAGGACCAAGGCCUGGCUCUCCACGGUGCUGGCCACCGAGGCAAGCUUGGCACAAAAGCAAUGGAGCGGGAGCUGUCUGCUCAAGUAACACCAUCCCUGCCUGCUCCAGAGGAGCUGGGGCAGUGGGCAGACACGACUUGUGCUGGCCCUCCAGGACAGGGGGAAAGUGCCCCCCGGGACGCUGCCACGCAAGUGGUAGGGGAGGAGCGGCACGUCCAACCGGGGGGUGACGGACAUGACACCAAACAAGUCCCUCCUGCUUCCAGCAAGAGCGUGGGCCAAGGCAGUGGGCUCCUGUCGCUCCGCUUUCCACAGAAGCUUUGGACGAUGGUGGAAAGCGACCAGUUUCGGUCCAUUUGGUGGAGCAAGGGAGGAAAAUACGUGGCCAUCAACGAGAAGCUCUUCAAAGAGGAGGUGCUGGGCGGGGGAGGACCUCUGCAGGUUUACACCAGGCAGAGCAUGAAGAGCUUCCUUCGCCAGAUGAACUACCACGGAUUCGUCAAAAUGCAAGGGGAUGGCGAAAGAUCUGCCUCCCUGCCUGAGUUCCUGGCAGAAGAAGCAGCAGCUGCUGCUCACAGCAAGGUACUCUACUACUAUAACCCCCUCUUUAACAGAGGGCAUCCCCACCUGCUGGAAAAGUGCCGGAGGAGGGCUGGCCUCAAGCGGAAAGCCCUGGAGAUGGAUGAGGGGCAGCCCUGCAGAAGACCAGGUGGCCAGCCUGCAGGGGACAUGCCAGCGUCCACCAAGCGAUGGGCUGAAGCACCUCCCAGCCUCGGUGCCACCCGUCCAUCUCCACCGGCAGCUGCUCCCGCACUUCCAGAGCCGGCGGGAGCAGCGGGCAGCAAGAACUUCAGCCCUGUGGCCCCCUCCUCCCCACCACCACUCUCAGCUCUGCCAGCGUCCCCAGCACCACUCUGCAGACAAAGCCCUCCAGUCCCCCACUGCCCCACCUGCACCUGCCACCUCAGGACUGCAGACGCCAUCGGACCCCAGCGCGGCACAAUCUAAAGAGACGGAAAGAGUCAGC